AGUCGAAAAGCUUCUGCCCUGCACCAAUAUGGCCGCUCCCCAGAGGCCAAUCAGCGUCUCGACGGGUUUUAGGCCAGGGUCGGGAUAAGGAGCCCUCAGGCCGUCCCCGCUCCCUUCACUGGAAAAGAAAGGCGGAGCUCUGAGCUAAGGGGGCUGGGUCGUGGGGGUGGCGGUGCGUCACUUCCGUUGUCAGGUGGCGGCGCCGCAGCCAUGGAGGGAGGCGGCGGCUCGGGCGGCGGCGGCAGCGGCUGCGGCGGCGGCUCGGGCGGCUGCGCUGGGCGGCGGCGGUAGAGCGGCUCUCCCGCCCCCGGCCCCCCAGCCUCCCGCCCACCGGGACGGAGCGCCGAGCAGCCCCCCGGCUCCGGGACGCGGACUAUGGGCGAGGAGCGCUGAGCGCCGGGGGAAGAGCUGAGGAUGAAGCGGAGAGCGUCAGACAGAGGAGCUGGGGAGACGUCUGCUCGGGCAAAGGCUCUCGGGAGCAGCAUUUCUGGGAAUAAUGCAAAGAGAGCCGGGCCAUUCAUCUUAGGUCCUCGAUUAGGUAACUCACCUGUGCCCAGCAUCGUUCAGUGUUUGGCAAGGAAAGAUGGGACAGAUGAUUUCUAUCAGCUAAAGAUUCUGACUCUGGAAGAAAGGGGAGAACAAGGGUUAGAGACCCAAGAGGAAAGGCAAGGCAAGAUGCUAUUGCACACGGAGUAUUCUCUGCUUUCCCUUCUCCACACUCAGGAUGGAGUAGUUCACCACCACGGACUCUUCCAGGACCGAGCUUGUGAAAUUGUUGAGGAUGUGGAAUCAACUCGGAUGGUCAAGAAAAUGAAGAAACGGAUCUGUCUCGUCCUGGACUGCCUUUGUGCACAUGACUUUAGUGACAAGACUGCAGAUCUCAUCAACCUCCAACAUUACGUCAUAAAGGAGAAGCGACUUAGUGAAAGAGAGACAGUAGUGAUAUUCUAUGAUGUGGUCCGAGUUGUUGAAGCAUUGCAUAAGAAAAAUAUUGUGCACAGAGACCUGAAACUUGGCAAUAUGGUGCUAAACAAAAGAACCCACAGGAUAACCAUCACCAACUUCUGUCUUGGAAAGCACCUUGUGAGUGAGGAUGAUUUGCUGAAGGAUCAGAGAGGAAGCCCUGCAUAUAUCAGCCCAGACGUGCUCAGUGGUCGCCCGUACAGAGGGAAGCCUAGUGACAUGUGGGCCCUGGGAGUCGUGCUCUUCACCAUGCUGUACGGGCAGUUCCCCUUCUACGACAGCAUCCCACAGGAGCUCUUCCGGAAAAUCAAAGCUGCUGAGUAUACGAUCCCAGAAGAUGGCCGCGUUUCCGAGAACACUGUGUGUCUCAUCCGGAAGCUGCUCGUCCUUGACCCCCAGCAGCGCCUGGCUGCUCCGGAAGUGCUGGAGUCUCUGAGCGCCAUCAUCGCCUCUUGGCAGUCCAUGUCUUCACUCAGUGGUCCUUUGCAAGUAGUUCCAGACAUUGAUGACCAGGUGAACAGCUCUGACAGCUCCCAAGAGGCCAAGGUGACGGAGGAGUGUUCCCAGUACGAGUUUGAGAACUACAUGCGGCAGCAGCUCCUCCUGGCCGAGGAGAAGAGCACCCUGCACGAGGCCAGAAGCUUCCUGCAGAAGCGGCAGUUCGGGAGCGUGCCCCCCGUGCGGCGGCUGGGCCGGGACGCCCAGCCCAUGAACCCCCUGGACGCCGCCAUCCUGGCGCAGCGCUACCUCCGCAAAUAGUGGCCCUGCCCACCCUCCAGCGACAGCAAUAGCUCCCCGGCCGAGCCCCCCCCAGGGAGGCCACGCUGCUGGCGUCUUGAAUGAUGGAUCGAUCCGCUGUUUGUUUUUUAAUCCGAAAAGCCUAGACAACUAAUCUGCUUUUAAUCAUGACUUUUUAAUCUACCUCUGUCUUUUUAACCAACCAUGCUGUCUGGAUGGAGCGCGCCUGGAGAGCCGGGCCCCUUCUCCUGGCAGGGCCGCCGGCUCGGGGGCUGCUCCAGGGGGUCUGAAUAAGCUGAGCGGUGGGAGUUGGAGCGACUUCACUGUUUCCUAAAGCCUGUCCCUGCCUCCUUCCCUGCCCCUGCCCCGCCCCAGCCUCCCAGAGCUCUUCCACAAGCUUCAAGAAACCUUCGCCUCAUCCCCCGCCUGGCUCCAAAAGAUGAUGAUUUUGGUCACAAGGAGCCAGCUGUCCUCCACCUCCGCUGGUCCAGCCUGGGGCCGCCGGCUCCCACUCGCAUCACUUCCGACUUCCCAUCUCACACUCAUUGUGGUACACAGAGAUCUAAUAUAUGACUUACAAUGUGAAAGACACUCCUCACAGCAGCCACUCGGAGACUUGGGCCAGGCGAGGGGCUCGGGUCCCCGUGCGGGGUGGCCGGGGAGAGGCCGGGCCCGAGAACAGCGUAUGUCCUUUUUCAUUUUUGAGCCUAGUUGUGAACUGGAUGCCUGUCUUGCCAGAUAUACUGUUCUUACCCAAAGCCUCCUCUUGCGACCCUCCUCAGCCUUUCUGGGGAGAAGGCCCCAAUGCCAGCCCUCGCCCCCGGGGAGCCCCCGCUUUGGCACAGUUAAUGAGACGUCUUCAUGCCCUCAGCUUGGGCUCUGCUAUCCCCAGCCUAAGCUUGGGGGGUGUUCCUGCACCCCCUUUCCCUGGGUCUCCCCCCAAGAGAGAAGGCAGGGCUCCCGUGACUGACAGGGCCUCUCCUGCUUCAUAGAGUCCUGUUUCUACAGUGGUCUUCAGAGAGCCCCUCCAAGCGGCACCCAGAGGCAGUGCAGAAAGAAGGAAAAGCUGAGGCUGCCCAUGUUUCUCUCCCCCCAACCCUGGUUCCCCCCAUGCUGACUCACUGUGAGUGACCUUGGGCAAGUUACCAAACCUUUGUGCCUCAGUUUCCCCAUCUGGAAAAAAUGGGGCCAACUCUUGCCAGCAAGUUACCGGGGUGGGGCUUCAUGUCCUGGGGAGGGGCAGCCGCCCCGGUGACUUGGUUGUUUUGGGGAGAGCUCUGUGUCUGUUCCAUGUCCCGUGUUUUCUUCACCCGUGGGAGCCCUCCUAGCCCACACCUAUGACAUCUCAGUGAUGGGUCGAGCACCCUGGACCCGCAGGCUGCUAGCCAGAGCACACGCAUGGGCGGGAGGAAGGAGUCUUAUUUUAUUUAUUUUUAAUGACAAAAAGCUCUCCAAGGAGUAGAAUCCCAGCCUAGGAGCGGUGGCAGGAGCCGCCUGGGGGUGGAGUCUCCUAUUCCCCUCGGAGAGCAGGUGGGCCACCUGUAGUGGGGCGGGGGCGCCGGCCUUGUAGCAUGAGGGGGGGCCCAGGCGCCGCCUCACCUCAGCCUGCGCCCCGCCCCUCCCGGGUCUCCCUGGGCGCCCUUCCUGGGAAAGUUGUUUCUUGGUGAUUGGGUUUGGUUUUUUCCUCCUUUUCAAAGCAAUAUUCUGGGGACUCUGCAGAGUUGUAUCCUAUUGAAUAUUCCUGGCCAUGGUUAAUCCGCAGACGAUGAUUACAGGUUUAUGUGAAAGCAGAGGAGGGAGAAAAGGCCCCUGGGGGCAGCCCCGCAGGGUCAGGGCCAGCCUGGGCCCAGGAGCAGAGACGACAUACUGAAGGGAAGAAGUCCUAUUGUAAAGAAAAAGUCACAAAAAAAAUUUGUAUAAAGACCUAUUUUUGUACUAUAUCAGAACUAUUCCUGCAUGUCUGCAAUAAAAUUUCCUAAUGUAGAACCA
This is a messenger RNA of Monodelphis domestica (gray short-tailed opossum), 3690 nucleotides long. It is a transcript of the gene STK40, whose product is annotated as serine/threonine kinase 40. The record is from RefSeq and is a predicted model, not a curated record. NCBI's taxonomy places the organism in Eukaryota, Metazoa, Chordata, Mammalia, Didelphimorphia, Didelphidae. Gene Ontology annotation, biological process: protein phosphorylation. Gene Ontology annotation, molecular function: protein kinase activity; ATP binding.